Messenger RNA from Didymosphaeria variabile, 1191 nucleotides. RefSeq lists its product as uncharacterized. NCBI's taxonomy places the organism in Eukaryota, Fungi, Ascomycota, Dothideomycetes, Pleosporales, Didymosphaeriaceae. The transcript is spliced from 2 exons. The record is from RefSeq and is a predicted model, not a curated record. Gene Ontology annotation, biological process: microtubule-based movement. Gene Ontology annotation, cellular component: centrosome; kinesin complex; microtubule. Gene Ontology annotation, molecular function: microtubule binding; ATP binding; microtubule motor activity. Bases 1 to 1191 code for a protein of 396 amino acids.
AUGGAGCGUUUCUAUCUUGAGAAUAAAUCCAAGUACCACUCACUCGUCGAUGCACUUGAUCCUUUGCCAAAGCCUCGAAUACCAAAAGGGAUGUCAGGUCCUAAUAUCAUCGUCAGUGCCAGAAUUCGGCCUCUAUCUGAAAACGAAAUCUUUCCUUCUGCCGUUUUCCCUCGGGCGAAUCAGAAAAAUGUGGUGGACAUUCACGAUCUGUACAAUCAUCCCAAAGGCAUUCCGAUAUUGAAGUCCUCCGAUUACCAAGUAGAUAAACUUUUCAACAUGGACUCGGCUACCGAAGAGAUCUACAAGGAACUUGUCGUUGAUCUGGUUCCAUAUGCUUGGAACGGUGGUGUCGGAACCUUGUUCGCCUAUGGUCAGACAGGCUCUGGAAAGACAUUCACGGUCAGCAGAGUGGAGGGGCUUAUAGCAGAAACGAUGAUGAACGGAAAAUUUGAAGGAAAGAGGGAGGUCUACAUGACCAUCAUCGAUCUCGCUGGAAACGCCGCAUUCGACCUACUGAAUGAGCGAGAACCCAUCUCCCUCCGUGAAGAUUCACUGGGCGCUACCCAGCUGGUAGGCGCACAAGAAAAUCAAGUAUUCAACGUCGACGACAUGAAGGCUGUGGUCGAGCGCGCAACAUCACUCAGACGCACAGCACCAACGCUCAAGAAUCCCGCUUCCUCGCGUUCGCAUGCAAUUUGCCGUAUUAGAAUUAGAAACACGGAAAAUGGCUCGGACGGUCUGUUGUACAUGGUCGAUCUUGCAGGGUCAGAAGCUGCUCGGGAUGUUGCGGUGCAUGGGGCGGACCGGAUGCGCGAGACAAAGCAGAUCAAUAUCAGUCUCUCGGUGCUGAAAGAUUGUAUUCGAGCAAAAGCUGAGGCAGAUACUGCGACAACACUGCACAGGGAGAGGCUGGGUCCGAAAGUACCGCACAUCCCGUUCAGACAAAGUGCGUUGACGAGAGUGUUGAAACACGUAUUUGAUCCUGCAAGUACUCGAGGGUGCAAGACAAUCGUAAUAGCUUGCGUCAAUCCGAGUCUCGCGGACGUUGGGUCAACUAAGAAUACGUUGCGUUUUGCGGAGCUGUUGCGCGUUCUGGUGCCGUUAACAGAUGAGAGCGAUACAGAGAAACAGUCGGCUAUGCACUGGACGAACAUGCAGUUGAGAGAGUGGAUCAAAGAGAACGUAAGCUGA